AUGGAGCUCUCGGAGGUGCGGUGCCUGAGCGACAGCGAUGAACUUUACACCAUCAACAGGACUCCCCCCGGCAGCGGCAGACCCCAGCGCCUGCUGUGGCAGACAGCCGUGCGCCACAUCACCGAGCAGCGCUUCUUCCAGGAGCACAGCAGCAGCAGCGGCGGCAGUAGCAGCGGUGGGGGCAAGGGCUUCAGCUCCGAGGAGACCUGCUGCCCCAACCACCACCCUCACCCGCCGCACCACCACCACCACCUCCGGCGACAGUCGGCCGGACGGAGUUUGGGCAGCGAGCGCCACAACAACGGAGGCACCAAAGUCUUCCCUGAGCGCACGAGCAGCAGUGGGGACCUGGGCUUUCUGCCCCUAGACUGUGCCCCCAGCAACUCCGACUUCUUUCUCAACUGGGGCUAUACCUAUCGCGGGGUGAUCUUCCCCACUCUCCGCAACUCCUUCAAGUCUCGGGACUUGGAGCGCCUUUACCAGCGCUACUUCUUGGGCCAGCGGCGCAAAUCUGAAGUGGUCAUGAACAUCCUGGACGUGCUGACCAAGCUGACCCUGCUGUUCCUCCACUUGACUCUGGCCUCUGCUCCCAUGGACCCCAUUAAGGGCAUCCUCUUAGGCUUCUUCACUGGCAUCGAGGUGGUGAUCUGUGCCUUAGUGGUGGUCAGGAAGGACACGACCUCGUACACUUACCUGCAGUACAGCGGUGUGGUCACUUGGGUGGCCAUGGCCACGCAGAUCCUGGCGGCUGGCCUGGGCUGUGGCCUCCUUGGGGACGGCAUUGGCUAUGUGCUCUUCACGCUUUUUGCAACCUACAGCAUGCUUCCGCUGCCACUCACCUGGGCCAUCCUGGCUGGGCUGGUCACCUCUGUCCUGCAGCUCGUCAUGCAGCUGGUUAUCCCCAGGUUGGCUGUGACUUCCCUCAACCAGAUAGCAGCUCAGGCAGUGUUAUUUAUGUGUAUGAACACUGCAGGAAUCUUCAUUAGCUACCUGUCAGACAGAGCACAACGUCAAGCUUUCCUGGAGACCAGAAGAUGUGUAGAAGCCAGACUGAGACUAGAGACAGAAAAUCAGCGACAGGAACGGCUAGUACUCUCUGUCUUACCACGCUUUGUAGUCCUGGAAAUGAUAAAUGAUAUGACCAACGUAGAAGAUGAACAUUUGCAACACCAGUUUCAUAAGAUCUACAUUCAUCGUUAUGAGAAUGUCAGCAUUCUUUUUGCAGAUGUUAAAGGUUUCACCAACCUCUCCACAACUCUGUCAGCGCAGGAGCUGGUCCGAAUGUUGAAUGAACUCUUUGCCAGAUUUGAUCGACUAGCACAUGAGCAUCAUUGCCUCAGGAUAAAGAUCCUGGGGGACUGCUACUACUGUGUAUCAGGGCUCCCAGAACCUCGCCAGGACCAUGCACACUGCUGUGUUGAGAUGGGGCUCAGCAUGAUCAAAACAAUCAGAUAUGUUAGGUCAAGAACCAAGCAUGACAUUGACAUGAGAAUAGGUAUACAUUCAGGAUCGGUUCUGUGUGGAGUGCUUGGCCUGCGGAAGUGGCAGUUUGAUGUCUGGUCAUGGGAUGUGGAUAUCGCAAACAAACUCGAGUCAGGUGGAAUUCCUGGGAGAAUUCACAUCUCCAAAGCCACUCUGGACUGCCUGAAUGGGGAUUAUAAAGUCGAAGAAGGGCACGGCAAAGAGCGUAAUGAAUUCUUGAGGAAGCAUAACAUCGAGACUUAUUUAAUUAAACAACCUGAAGAGAGUCUGUUGACUUUGCCUGAAGAUAUUGUGAAAGAGGCUGUCAGCUCCUCUGACAGAAGAAACAGUGGAGCAACAUUUACUGAAGGAUCCUGGAGCCCUGAACUUCCAUUUGAUAACAUAGUGGGAAAACAGAAUACUCUGGCUGCCCUAACAAGAAAUUCAAUAAAUCUGCUUCCAAACCAUCUUGCACAAGCUUUGCAUGUCCAGUCUGGGCCUGAGGAAAUUAACAAGAGAAUAGAGCACACCAUCGACUUACGGAGUGGCGAUAAAUUGAGAAGAGAGCAUAUCAAGCCUUUUUCACUGAUGUUUAAAGACUCCAGCCUGGAGCAUAAGUACUCUCAAAUGCGGGAUGAAGUAUUCAAAUCAAACUUGGUGUGUGCAUUUAUUGUCCUUGUAUUUAUCACCGCUAUCCAAAGCUUACUUCCUUCUUCCAGGGUGAUACCAAUGGUCAUUCAGUUCUCUAUUCUGAUUAUGCUGCACUCCGCUCUUGUGUUAAUCACUACGGCAGAGGAUUACAAAUGUUUACCUUUAAUGCUUCGGAAAACUUGCUGCUGGAUUAAUGAGACCUACCUGGCCAGGAAUGUCAUUAUCUUUGCAUCCAUUCUGAUUAAUUUUCUUGGAGCCAUCAUCAAUAUACUAUGGUGUGAUUUUGACAAACCAGUAGCCCUGAAGAACCAGACGUUCAAUUCAUCUGCAGCUUCCACAGACAUCUGUUCCUAUCCUGAGUAUUUUGUCUUCACUGGUGUGCUGGCAAUGGUGACUUGUGCAGUCUUUCUUCGUCUCAACUCUGUCCUGAAGCUGGCAGUACUUCUCAUCAUGAUUGCAAUCUAUUCUCUGCUGACUGAGACAAUUUAUGCUUCCCUUUUCCUUCAAUAUGACAACUUUAACCACAAUGGAGACACAGACUUCCUGGGUACAAAGGAGGCGUCUUUACUACUGAUGGCAAUGUUCCUUUUAGCUGUAUUUUAUCAUGGUCAACAGCUUGAAUACACAGCAAGGCUGGAUUUUCUGUGGCGUGUACAAGCAAAAGAAGAAAUCAAUGAAAUGAAGGAGUUAAGGGAGCACAAUGAAAAUAUGCUACGGAAUAUUUUGCCCAGUCAUGUCGCCCGUCACUUCCUGGAGAAGGAUCGGGAUAAUGAAGAAUUAUACUCCCAGUCCUAUGAUGCAGUUGGUGUGAUGUUUGCCUCUAUUCCUGGAUUUGCUGAUUUUUACUCCCAGACUGAGAUGAAUAACCAAGGAGUAGAAUGCCUGCGUUUGCUGAAUGAAAUCAUUGCAGACUUUGAUGAGUUACUAGGUGAAGAAAGAUUUCAAGAUAUUGAAAAAAUUAAAACGAUUGGCAGCACAUACAUGGCCGUGUCAGGAUUAUCACCUGAAAAACAGCAAUGUGAAGACAAAUGGGGGCAUUUGUGUGCUCUGGCCGACUUCUCCAUAGCUCUGAAUGAAAGCAUACAGGAGAUCAACAAGCAUUCUUUUAACAACUUCGAACUCCGUAUCGGGAUUAGCCAUGGCUCUGUCGUAGCUGGAGUUAUCGGUGCUAAGAAACCUCAAUAUGAUAUCUGGGGCAAAACGGUUAAUUUAGCAAGUCGCAUGGACAGCACAGGUGUUAGUGACAGAAUACAAGUGCCUGAAGAAACGUAUCUGAUCCUGAAGGACCGGGGAUUUGCCUUCGACUACAGAGGAGAGAUUUAUGUCAAAGGUAUCAGUGAACAGGAAGGAAAAAUCAAAACAUAUUUUCUUCUAGGAAGAGUUCAACCAAAUCCUUUAAUCUUACAACCAAGAAAACUGACUGGACAGUAUUCAUUAGCAGCCGUUGUAUUAGGACUUGUACAGUCUCUUAACAGGCAAAAACAGAAGCAAAUCCUUAAUGAGAACAAUAACUCUGGAAUCAUAAAAGGACAUUACAACCGGAGGACUUUGCUUACUCCUGGUGGAUCUGAGGCAGCAGCCCAGGCAGAGGGGGCUGAUAAAACUGAAUUGCCAUAAUCAGUAUUUUGUUUGUGUUCUUUUUUUUGUAUUUCUUUUAUAUAUAAAAAUAAAUAUACAAAUAAAAAGGGUUUAAUUUUUUUUAGAAGAAGU
Molecule: messenger RNA, 3822 nt
Organism: Melopsittacus undulatus (budgerigar)
Lineage: Eukaryota; Metazoa; Chordata; Aves; Psittaciformes; Psittaculidae
Gene: ADCY8
Product: adenylate cyclase 8
Exons: 18
Coding region: 1-3729 (1242 amino acids)
Biological process (GO): adenylate cyclase-activating G protein-coupled receptor signaling pathway; cAMP biosynthetic process; intracellular signal transduction
Cellular component (GO): plasma membrane
Molecular function (GO): adenylate cyclase activity
Source: RefSeq, a predicted model, not a curated record